GCAAACACCACCUUAAAUGGCCUUGAGUGUUACGUGUGCCCAUCGGCUUUGAGCCGAACUUGUGAUAAUCCCAUGGAAACGGUGAAAUGUGUUGGGACACAGACCCGGUGCUUGCACUCCUCUGUCACGUACAGAGGGCAGUACAACGUCACCAUUAAAGGCUGUGCCUCUGAGAGCAUGUGUGCAGCCUCGGAUUUGCUGAGGGACUACGGCGUGGUGAUGGGCCCAGACCUCUCCUGCUGCACGGAGAGUGGGUGUAACGGCGAGCGAGCGGCGUCAGAGACCCCCACGACGCAACCCACGACGACAAACAGCGAGCCGGCUCUUCGACCGGGUGAGGUGCUCCUCGCCGUAUUUGCAGCCACGCAGUGCCUUCUCCGACCCUGACACGUCCGGGGUCCCGUGGGAUAGAACCUGGAGGACGGAGAACCCGGAACCUGCUUCAUCUUUCAGCUGAGUGGCAGCUGAAUAUUACCCAGAGUAGUCCAGACCCCAGCACUAACUGACAUGGAGCACACGUUCCCCUCUACAAACCCCUCUCACCACUCACCAUUUCAUUAACAAAUAACAGCAGUAGGCCAUUCGGCCUUUCGAUCCUGUUCCUCCAUUCAAUAAGGUCAUGGCUGAUCUGCUUGUAACUUCAACUCCACGUUUCUGUGUGUUCCGCUUACUUUCCACACCCUCCUCCCACCUACCACUGCCUCAAAUAUCUUUAAAGAUUCCACACUCACUGCAUUUUGAGGAACGGAAUUCCAAAAUCCCACAACCUUCAAAGAGAAAAACAAUGUUUCCCCAUCUGUGUUUCAAACUUUUAAAAUAUGACGCCCUCAUUCUAGGUUCUGCCACGAGAAGAAAUGUCCUUUCAAUACCCAAGUCCCCUGAGGAUCUUAUAUGUUUCACUUGAUAGGAUAGUGAAGGUGGCGUUUGGUAUGCUUUCCUUUAUUGGUCAGAGU
Molecule: messenger RNA, 953 nt
Organism: Chiloscyllium plagiosum (whitespotted bambooshark)
Lineage: Eukaryota; Metazoa; Chordata; Chondrichthyes; Orectolobiformes; Hemiscylliidae
Source: RefSeq, a predicted model, not a curated record